Messenger RNA from Aplosporella prunicola CBS 121167, 660 nucleotides. RefSeq lists its product as uncharacterized. The coding region runs from base 1 to 660 and encodes 219 amino acids. The record is from RefSeq and is a predicted model, not a curated record. Gene Ontology annotation, cellular component: NatA complex. Gene Ontology annotation, biological process: N-terminal peptidyl-glutamic acid acetylation. Lineage: Eukaryota; Fungi; Ascomycota; Dothideomycetes; Botryosphaeriales; Aplosporellaceae. The transcript is spliced from 3 exons. Gene Ontology annotation, molecular function: protein-N-terminal-glutamate acetyltransferase activity; protein N-terminal-serine acetyltransferase activity.
AUGGAUAUUCGUGUGCUGAAGCCGUCGGACAUCCCCCAUGUCCAGAUGGCCAACAUCACCAAUCUGCCCGAGAACUACUUUUGCAAGUACUACCUCUACCACGCCCUCUCCUGGCCCCAGCUUUCAUACGUCGCCGUCGAUGUUUCCCGCCCCCCGAAGACGCCAUACGACCCCCCUAAGAUCGUUGGCUAUGUCCUGGCCAAGAUGGAGGAGGACCCGGCGGACGGCAUCCAACAUGGCCACAUCACGAGUUUGAGUGUCAUGCGCACGCACCGUAGGCUCGGGUUGGCCGAGAAGCUGAUGAGGCAAAGCCAGCGCGCCAUGGCCGAGACGUUCGGCGCGCACUACGUGUCGCUGCACGUGCGCGUGUCCAACAACGCUGCGCUGCGCCUCUACCGCGACACGCUGGGCUUCACGGUCGACAAGAUCGAGCCCAAGUACUACGCCGACGGCGAGGACGCCUACUCGAUGCGCAUGGAGCUGUCGCAUCUGCGGCAGGCCAUGAUCGACGAGAGCGACGAGGAGGAGGCCGCCGACGAGGGCGAGCCCGUCGGCUCCGCGGGCAAGAAGGGCGAUGGCGAGCAGAAGGUCAAGGUCAAGGUCGGUAGGGCCCUGGGCGUUGGCGAGCUGGUCGAGAGGAACGAGAGCUCCAAGGCGUAA